Molecule: messenger RNA, 5817 nt
Organism: Penicillium digitatum Pd1
Lineage: Eukaryota; Fungi; Ascomycota; Eurotiomycetes; Eurotiales; Aspergillaceae
Product: 1,3-beta-glucan synthase
Biological process (GO): fungal-type cell wall polysaccharide biosynthetic process; (1->3)-beta-D-glucan biosynthetic process
Cellular component (GO): plasma membrane; 1,3-beta-D-glucan synthase complex
Molecular function (GO): 1,3-beta-D-glucan synthase activity
Source: RefSeq, a predicted model, not a curated record
AUGUCGGGCUACGCAGGCGGAGGUCACUUUGACGAUGGCUUUGCCCAGCAGGGGCAGGCACACGGUCAGACUCAUGGUGACUCCUACUACCAGGACGAACAUGCCCAGGGUUAUUAUGAUAACCAAGGAUACGGCGAUGGUUAUUAUGACCAAGGUAAUGGCUACUACGGAGCGGAGGGUGGUCACGGCGGCGACGCUGCCCAUGCAGACGGCGCACCCCACGCCGAUGCAGGCCAAGGGUACGCCGAUGGAGGGUAUUACGAAGGCGGAAACCAAGACCAGUACUACGACCAGGCACAAGGACAACCGCGAGGCCGCCGUGGCAAUGAUUCCGAGGAGGAUUCUGAGACCUUCAGCGACUUCACAAUGAAGUCCGAGACUGCUCGAGCCGCGGACAUGGACUACUAUGGCCGAGGAGAUGAACGGUACAACAGCUACUCAGACAGCCAGUAUGGCGGUGCUGGUGGCUACCGUCCUCCCUCGUCCCAAAUCUCCUACGGAGGUAACCGGUCGUCUGGUGCUUCGACUCCUGUCUACGGAGCAGAGUUCAGCAACACCCUUCCCACGAGCCAGCGCUCGCGUGAGCCGUAUCCUGCCUGGAGCUCCGAAGCACAGAUCCCUCUCUCAAAGGAGGAGGUAGAGGACAUCUUCCUAGAUUUGGUCAACAAGUUUGGCUUCCAGCGAGACAGCAUGCGAAACAUGUAUGACCACAUGAUGACUUUGUUGGACUCUCGUGCUUCGCGUAUGACACCCAACCAGGCGCUCCUCUCCAUUCAUGCCGACUAUAUCGGUGGCCACAACGCUAAUUACCGACGGUGGUAUUUUGCUGCUCAUCUCGAUCUCGAUGAUGCAGUAGGUUUCGCCAACGUGAAGCUCGGUAAGGGCGAUCGCAAGACGCGGAAGGCCCGCAGGGCCGCAGCCAAGGCCGCCAAACAGAACCCCGAGAACGAAGAGGAAACACUGGAGGCUUUGGAGGGAGACAACAGCUUGGAGGCAGCUGAAUACCGAUGGAAAUCUCGCAUGAACCGCAUGUCCCAGCACGACCGUGCCCGUCAAAUUGCCUUGUAUCUCUUAAUCUGGGGUGAGGCCAACCAGGUCCGAUUCCUGCCCGAAUGCGUUUGUUUCAUCUUCAAGUGUGCCGACGAUUACUACACCUCACCGGAAUGUCAGGCUCGCGUUGAGCCGGUGGAGGAAUUCACCUACCUCAAUGAGAUCAUCACUCCGCUGUACCAGUACUGUCGGGAUCAGGGAUACGAAAUCGUGGAUGGCAAAUACGUUCGUCGUGAGGUUGACCACAACAAGAUCAUUGGUUAUGAUGACAUGAACCAGCUCUUCUGGUACCCAGAAGGUAUUGAGCGCAUCGGGUUCGAAGAUAAAACCCGUCUGGUCGACCUUCCCAUCUCUCAGAGAUGGCCCAAAUUGAAGGAUGUAGUCUGGAAGAAGGCCUUCUUCAAGACGUACAAGGAAACUCGCUCCUGGUUUCACAUGAUCACGAACUUCAACCGUAUCUGGGUUAUCCACCUGGGUGCUUUCUGGUUCUUUACUGCUUACAACGCUCCGACUCUAUACACCAUUAAUUACCAGCAGCAGGUUGAUAAUAAACCAGAGACGCCGAAAUACCUCGCCGCUGUCGGUUUCGGUGGCGCGCUUGUCUCCCUCAUUCAGAUUUUAGCCACCAUUUUUGAAUGGGCCUACGUUCCCCGUCGGUGGGCGGGAGCACAGCAUCUCCGCAAGCGCUUCAUGUUCCUUGUAUUCGUAUUCAUAAUCAACUUGGCUCCCGGAAUUGUGAUAUUCAGCAUCUUGCCGGGGUUGACAAUGUCAGACUCAACCAAACAUGGCAUCGGUCUCGCUCUGGGGAUUGUGCACUUUGUACUUGCAAUCCUGACUACUGCGUUCUUUGCAAUUCAGCCUCUGGGCGCGCUCUUUGGAAGCUACCUGAAUAAAGGUGGACGGCAAUAUGUGGCCAGUCAGACCUUCACGGCUAGUUUCUCUCGUCUUUCCGGUAACGAUAUGUGGAUGUCGUAUGGCCUAUGGGUCUGUGUGUUUGGUGCCAAGUUGUCAGAAUCCUACUUCUUCUUGACGCUGUCUUUCAAGGAUCCCAUCCGCAUUCUAUCCCCAAUGCAGAUCCAUCAGUGUACAGGUGCGAAAUACAUUGGCAACACGCUUUGCCACCGACAACCUCAGAUCCUGCUGGGCUUGAUGGCCUUCAUGGACUUGACGCUCUUCUUCCUGGAUAGUUACCUCUGGUACAUUAUUUGCAACGCAAUCUUCUCUGUUGCUCGAUCAUUCUACUUGGGUGUCUCGAUUUGGUCGCCAUGGAGGAACAUCUUCUCCCGACUUCCGAAGCGAAUCUACUCCAAGGUUCUCGCCACUACUGAUAUGGAGAUCAAGUACAAGCCUAAGGUCCUGAUCUCGCAGGUUUGGAACGCCAUCAUCAUCUCCAUGUACCGUGAGCAUCUCCUGGCAAUCGACCACGUGCAGAAGCUGUUGUACCACCAGGUUCCCUCCGAGCAGGAAGGCAAGCGCACGCUUCGCGCCCCUACGUUCUUUGUGUCACAAGAAGAUCAAUCUUUCAAGACCGAGUUCUUUCCCCAGGGAAGUGAGGCUGAGCGCCGCAUCUCGUUCUUCGCGCAAUCGCUCUCUACACCCAUGCCCGAGCCUCUCCCUGUUGAUAACAUGCCUACCUUCACUGUUUUGAUCCCUCACUACAGUGAGAAAAUUCUACUUUCGCUUCGUGAGAUUAUCCGCGAAGAUGAGCCUUAUUCGCGGGUUACUUUGCUAGAAUACUUAAAGCAACUUCAUCCCCACGAGUGGGAUUGCUUCGUCAAGGACACCAAGAUUCUGGCCGACGAGACUUCGCAAUUCAAUGGUGAUUAUGAAAAGCCCGAGAAAGACGCUGCCAAGAGCAAGGUCGAUGAUCUUCCUUUCUACUGCAUUGGUUUCAAGUCUGCCGCUCCCGAGUACACUCUCCGCACAAGAAUCUGGUCCUCCCUUCGAUCCCAGACCUUGUACAGGACGAUCUCCGGUUUCAUGAACUACAGCCGUGCUAUCAAGCUGCUCUACCGCGUGGAGAAUCCCGAAGUUGUUCAGAUGUUCGGUGGCAACUCCGAGAAGCUUGAGCGUGAACUUGAGCGAAUGGCUCGCCGCAAGUUCCGUAUCUGUGUUUCCAUGCAGCGCUAUGCCAAAUUCAGCAAGGACGAACGUGAGAACACCGAAUUUUUGCUCCGCGCCUACCCUGACUUGCAGAUUGCCUACCUGGAUGAGGAGCCACCUGUCAAUGAAGGUGACGAACCCCGUCUGUACUCCGCCUUGAUCGACGGUCACUGUGAACUACUCGAGAAUAACUUGCGGAAGCCAAAGUUCAGAGUUCAGCUCUCUGGAAACCCAAUUCUCGGAGAUGGCAAGUCUGACAAUCAGAACCAUUCCAUUAUCUUCUACCGUGGUGAAUACAUCCAGCUCGUUGACGCCAAUCAAGACAACUACCUUGAAGAAUGUUUGAAGAUUCGCAGUGUGCUUGCCGAGUUCGAGGAAUUGAGCACAGACAAUGUUUCCCCAUACGCCCCUGGAGCUGCCCUGCCUGACCAGGAUCCCGUUGCCAUCUUGGGAGCCCGUGAAUACAUUUUCUCUGAGAGUGUCGGUGUCCUGGGUGAUGUCGCUGCCUCCAAGGAACAAACAUUCGGUACCCUAUUCGCCCGCACACUUGCUCAAAUCGGUGGCAAGCUGCACUAUGGUCACCCUGAUUUUUUGAACGCUACUUUCAUGUGCACCCGUGGUGGUGUUUCCAAAGCUCAGAAAGGAUUGCAUUUGAACGAGGAUAUCUACAUCGGUAUGAAUGCCCUCCUCCGUGGAGGUCGAAUCAAGCAUUGUGAAUACUAUCAGUGCGGUAAGGGUCGUGAUCUCGGUUUCGGAUCCAUUCUUAACUUCACCACGAAGAUUGGUACCGGUAUGGGUGAACAGAUGCUGUCCCGAGAGUACUAUUACCUCGGUACCCAACUGCCUCUCGAUCGCUUCCUCUCUUUCUACUAUGCUCACCCUGGUUUCCAUCUGAACAAUAUGUUCAUCAUGGUUUCUGUGCAAAUGUUCAUGGUUGUCCUGAUUAACCUCGGUGCCUUGAAGCAUGAGACUAUUACCUGCCGCUACAACCCCGACUUGCCCAUUACCGAUCCCCUCGUCCCUACGCUCUGCGUCAACCUGAUCCCUAUUAUCAACUGGGUUAACCGCUGUGUCAUCUCCAUCUUCAUUGUUUUUUGGAUCUCAUUCGUUCCACUAGCGGUCCAAGAAUUGACAGAGAGAGGAGUGUGGCGUAUGGCCACUCGUUUGGCCAAGCACUUUGGUUCGUUCUCGUUCAUGUUUGAGGUCUUCGUUUGUCAGAUAUACUCCAAUGCCGUCCACCAGAACUUGUCUUUCGGAGGCGCGCGAUACAUUGGUACCGGCCGUGGUUUCGCAACAGCUCGUAUUCCAUUCGGUGUCCUCUACUCUCGAUUUGCUAGCCCUUCAAUCUACUUGGGUGCUCGCCUCCUGCUGAUGCUAUUGUUCAGUACCACUACUGUCUGGACUCCUGCUCUGAUCUGGUUCUGGGUUUCUCUGCUCGCACUAUCCAUCUCGCCUUUCCUAUUCAACCCCCACCAAUUUUCCUGGAAUGACUUCUUCAUUGAUUACCGUGACUACAUCCGCUGGCUUUCUCGUGGCAACUCCCGAUCCCAUGCUUCCUCUUGGAUUGGUUUCUGUCGCCUUUCUCGUACCCGGACUACUGGUUACAAGCGAAAACUUAUUGGUGUUCCAUCGGAGAAAGGCUGCGGUGAUAUUCCAAAAGCGCGUCUAAGUAACAUCUUUUUCAGCGAAAUCGUUGGGCCUCUGAUCGGUGUUGCCGUUACCCUGAUUCCGUAUCUGUACAUCAACUCCCGCACAAUGUACUCCGAUGAUAACAAAUGGGCUGCGAAUCCCAUCCUUCGCGUUGCGAUUGUGGGUCUUGCCCCUGUGGGUGUCAAUGCCGGUGUUGCCGGCAUGUUCUUCGGCCUGGCUUGUUGUAUGGGCCCGGUAUUUGGUAUGUGCUGCAAGAAGUUCGGCGCUGUUCUCGCUGCCAUCGCCCAUGCCAUUGCUGUGAUUGUUUUCCUCCUUCUAUUCCUGGCCAUGUUCUUCCUUGAAUCUCUCAGCUGGGCUAGAACUAUCUCCGGAAUGAUCGCUGCGAUGACUCUUCAGCGCUUCAUCUACAAGCUUAUCAUUUCCUUAGCCCUGACGCGUGAAUUCAAGAACGACCAGUCUAACAUUGCCUGGUGGACCGGAAAAUGGUACAAUAUGGGUUGGCACUCCUUCUCUCAGCCUGGACGUGAAUUCCUGUGCAAGAUCACUGAACUUGGUUAUUUCGCCACUGAUUUCUUCCUGGGCCACAUUCUCCUGUUUGCUAUGCUUCCGCUCCUUGCUAUUCCCUACAUUGACACCUUCCAUUCCGUCCUCCUGUUCUGGUUGCGACCAAGCUCUCAAAUCCGCCCUCCCAUCUAUUCCCUCAAGCAGUCCAAGCUUCGUAAGAGACGUGUUGUCCGCUUUGCCAUUCUCUACUUUACCUUGCUACUUAUCUUUGUCGUCAUUAUUGCUGCUCCCGUUGUCCUGCGGAACACAAAUCAACUGGACAGCAUCCUGGAGGGUGGCAUCUGGAAGAGCCUCGGUGUCGCCAGCACAACAGGAAUCGGACUCCUGCAGCCACUUGAUCGUGGACUUAAUGACACUGUCUCCUGGUAUACCGGCUCUAACAUCCCCAAAGGCUACACCUCAGGCACAAUCCCGGCAGCCUUUGAGGGCACUGGAGUUUGGUCCAUCUAA